Nicotiana tabacum (common tobacco) is the source of this 891-nucleotide messenger RNA. RefSeq lists its product as uncharacterized. Lineage: Eukaryota; Viridiplantae; Streptophyta; Magnoliopsida; Solanales; Solanaceae. The record is from RefSeq and is a predicted model, not a curated record.
AUGGAUGCUGUCAUCUCUCCCCAGCUUCAAGCUGUGGGAGAGUCCAUCCAAACGAAGGUAAAUGCAUUCACCAUCGAAGAAGGUUUACAUCAAGCAGUCAUCCUCAAGUUCUCGUAUGGAAAACCUAAUCUUCAGGAGUUGCGACAAUUGAUACCCAAACAAUUUGAUGUCAAAAGCUACUGUAAUGUUGGACAAUUAGAAUAUCGACAUGUACUGGUAAGGUUUGAUUUGUUUGAAGAUUUUGUUCAAGUUUUAUCAAGAUCAACAGGUUAUGUUAAAUCGAAGGGCGAUGAGUUUUUCUUUAGAUCGUUCCCAUGGACAAUUGGAUUUAAUCCGCGAGAAGAAACUCCAAAGUCAGUUGUUUGGAUUUCCUUUCCUGAUUUACCUGCAAAUUUCUUUUCCAAGAAGUCUCUAAUGUCCAUAACUUCAGCAGUUGGCAAACCUUUAGUAGUGGACAAAGCGACACAAGAUAGAACUCGACCAGGUACGGCCAGAGUUAAGGUGUUACUUGAUUUACUGGCUAAACAUCCUAAGCGAGUUAGGAUAAAUAUUGUGGAUAAAAAUUCUGGGAAGUUAGUUGAACAUUAUCAAGAGAUUGUGUAUGAUAAUCUCCCAAAAUAUUGCACUUGUUGUAAUAAUCAAGGACAUGACGUAAAAUCGUGUCGUUGGAGGAUGGAGAAAACUAACGAAGAAGUUGCGUCAGUGGUUAAAAUUGAAGGGCUGGGCAGUAUUGAGAAAUUAGAAGGUGAUGCUAAGGAGUUUCUCAAUGCUAAAAGGGCAGAACAAUUGGUCGAUGAAGCAGCAAAGAUGAAAGUAGUCGAGCAGCAGCUGCUGCUAACUGACUUUGAAAACAAGUUGGAUCAAAAGAUGUUAAUGGCCAAGCUAAUGUAA